CAGCUCGCGGCUCAAAGUCACCGGAUUUUACGCGCCGUCUCUGUCUCUUAUCUUCAUUCAGCCGCAAGAUGUCAGGCCAGAUCAUCCGUCCGCAUCGGUCCAUGCGUUCACCCGAUGCCAAAGAAGCUGCGCUGCAGGCAGUCCUCCGAGGCGGCUUGAAUAAGGUGUUAUGGGAUGAUUGUCGACUUAUCUGGGAUUCACGUUCUAUAAUAGACGAUGCUCCAGUUUCAGAAGAUCAAAUGGCCGUCUUUGGCGUCAAAGGCAAAGUCGAGACGAUAGAACAUCAGCGGCUUGAUUUUCAAAUCCGCUAUACGGCGAUAUUUGAACCGGAGCCUCUCUAUCUUCUGUAUGUAGCUGUGAAUGGAACGAUGGACGGCGACGAAUUCGACAAGGAUGAGCUUGAGGUGGUUCAGAGGGUGUCGCCUGAACGGGUCAAUCAGCGAGUUUACUUCCAUGAAGCCGUCAAGACUCUUACGAGCAAGUUGAGCUCUAUUGGACCUCAGGCCUUGAUCAAAUCCUUCCUCACCUCAAGAUACGGCGUGAAUGCAGGAGGAGCCCUGGCGGCUAACGGGGUGAAUUAGUUAGUUAACA
Ilyonectria robusta is the source of this 591-nucleotide messenger RNA. RefSeq lists its product as uncharacterized. NCBI's taxonomy places the organism in Eukaryota, Fungi, Ascomycota, Sordariomycetes, Hypocreales, Nectriaceae. Bases 69 to 581 code for a protein of 170 amino acids. The record is from RefSeq and is a predicted model, not a curated record. The transcript has 2 exons.